This is a messenger RNA of Armigeres subalbatus, 1017 nucleotides long. Its product is annotated as larval cuticle protein A2B-like. Gene Ontology annotation, cellular component: extracellular matrix. The transcript is spliced from 3 exons. The record is from RefSeq and is a predicted model, not a curated record. The coding region runs from base 75 to 590 and encodes 171 amino acids. NCBI's taxonomy places the organism in Eukaryota, Metazoa, Arthropoda, Insecta, Diptera, Culicidae.
AUAAAAAGGAGUGGACACUGCUCAACAGAACAUAAUCAACAUACGGUUGUCAGACAGUUCACAUAGCUACCAAAAUGGCAUUCAAAUUCGCAGUUCUUGCUGCCGUCGUGGCCGUCGCUAACGCUGUUGCCAUUGGAUAUCCAGCUGCUCUUCCAGCUGCCUAUCCUGCCCUCGGUGUGGCCAAGGUUGCCGCUCCCCUGGCCUACCCAGCUAUUGCCAAGGUCGCCGCUCCAGUGAUCGCCAAAGCCGUCGAUGAUUAUGAUCCAAACCCACAGUACAGCUACAGCUAUCACAUUGCCGAUGCCCUGACCGGAGACAACAAGGAACAACAGGAAUCUCGCUCCGGAGAUGUCGUUACUGGAUCCUACUCUCUGGUCGAACCCGAUGGCACCCGUCGUGUUGUUGAAUACACCGCCGAUCCUGUCAACGGAUUCAACGCCGUCGUAAGCCGUCAGCCACUUGCCGUCAAGGCUGUUGCACCAAUUGCCGCUCCGCUGGCAUACCCAGCCGUCGCCAAGGUUGCCGCUCCAUUGGGUUACCCUGCUGCCCCUCUUGGAUACCCAGCCUACGGCAAAGCCAUCAUUGGUUAAGUAUCUGAUCCCCAUCCCGUGAAUUUGCCGUGGUUUCAGGGAUUAUACUCUGAUUAAAAUCACUAAGCAUCACCACAAUAGAAUCACAUCGAUAGACCACCGCCUUCGAACCUGGACUCUGAUAAGACAAAUUAGGGAAAAAAUGUACACAUUGUACACAAGCAAUUAGAAUCAUUCAUCAUGUAAAUAGUAACAUAAUCGCUCAAAGAACGUAAACGUACCAUACGAAGCAAUCAACAUCAUUCAUUGCAUAGGACCAGGAGCAGUUCCGAUAAGAACACACCGACUGCUCUAUAGUUAGACUGUGUGUGUGUGACUUAAGUGUUAUUCUAGUGUUAUUAGCUCAAUCAAUCGAGAAAAUAUAAAAUGAAAAGGAAUGGAAGCUAUCUCAUUGCGUUGAAGAACUAUCCGAUCUGCUAUAUGAGCG